AUGAACUUACGCCAACAAGUCAUAUUCUCAUCACAAACAGUAAAUAGCACUGUAAAGUAUGAACCAUCACUGGCUCAUUCAUGUUGUCGAGACUGGGUUGCAACAAGAAUCCAUCCGAGCCAAAUUACGCCCCCUCGAUCCUUGAGAAGCCAAUUGUCAAUGACUGAGGAACUGAUGGACAGAGUCAAUCUAGCUGUUUCGGCUGAGACAGAACGACAAAAUAAAAUGGGAGUGUUAGGUAAAAAGAGCCUACAUGUCAACCAGAUUGAUAAUAGCCCAGACUCUGGCCAGGAAUCCCAGAAUCCAAAUAUGAGAGAGAAAAUCGGUAAUGAAGAAAAGGAGUGCAAAUCUAAUAAGUUGGUUGCAGCCAUGGAAGCGGUACAGUCUGACCUAGCAUCAUUAAAGGAAGCAUUUAACAAGUCGCAGAUAUCCGGUAAAGAUGCAUCCAAACAAAAUCAAGAUCAGCGGAGCCAGUACAAGAGAAAGAGUUCUUUGUGUAAGAAAUGUCAGGAGUCAGGUGAGGAGAAAUGCAUUCAUUGUUACAAGUGUGGUUCGACACAACAUUUCGCUAGGAGGUGUAAAAAGACCCAGGGAAACGAAUGGAGGCUAUGCCCAGGGACAGGGAGUAGCCGAACAAACUCAUUUGUCCCAUGCCUGUGCAUUAUGUAAAAGAAAAAAGACUGAUAUACUGUUUAAAAUAAGUAGUAAAGAAAUGUCAAGAAAAACACUGGGGUGAACAUAAAUCCUUGUUGCGAACCCUAUUACCGGAAGAUAGAAAGAGUGAAUGGAAGGACUCAGAAAAAAAAGUGGUACGUGCAUAUAAUUGCACUGUUAACGACGCCACCGUGUAUUUACCGUUCUUACUGUUUGGGCGACCACCUAGACUACCCGUGGACCUUAUGUUUGGAACAUCGCCCACUGCAUCGAAAGGAAACCACACUGAGUAUGUGAAAAGAUGGAAGGGUGCCAUAAAAGAUGUCUACGCGAAAGCCAUAAGCAACGCCAGUAAAGCUGCAUCUGCAGGAAAGUCGAACUACAACCGUAAAGUCCGUUUCACAGUAUUGGAUACAGGUGAUUGUGUACCGGUCCGCAACCUUACUGAGCGUGGGGGUCCCGGAAAGCUGAGAUCCUACUGGGAGAACCAAAUAUACCAAGUACUGGAACAAAAAGGCGAGCUACCUAUAUUUGUUGUCAAACCAGAAGGUGGUGCCAAUGGACAGUCCGGAGUACAUCACAGAAACCUUCUACUCUCUUGUGACUUUUUACCACCAUAUGCCCCUGGAAACGUCCACCCAGUAGCACGACAGCAACAGCUAGAGAAAAAUAAAUUACGAACGACAGAACAACACCCGUGUAUCUGA
Molecule: messenger RNA, 1361 nt
Organism: Paramuricea clavata
Lineage: Eukaryota; Metazoa; Cnidaria; Anthozoa; Malacalcyonacea; Plexauridae
Source: the annotation of a GenBank genome assembly